This is a messenger RNA of Candidula unifasciata, 1464 nucleotides long. The record is from the annotation of a GenBank genome assembly. NCBI's taxonomy places the organism in Eukaryota, Metazoa, Mollusca, Gastropoda, Stylommatophora, Geomitridae.
AUGUUUUCAUCAUUGUCUUCAAAACAGAAUAUGUGGUCAAAAAGAUGCGGCCAUGUUUCUCUGUGGCUGGUCCACGUGACACUCUGGCUUGUUGGGACAUGUAGAGAUCCGUUACAUCUGUCGCCGUUUCUGGAGAGAGGCGAUAUCAGAUCUGCCUUGGAGCUCAGCGAAGUCAGGGAUCCCCAAAAAGUAAUCCCGAAGAGCUACGCUGGGUUUAUAACCGUGGACAAACAGCUGGGCAAUCAUUUGUUUUUCUGGUUUUUCCCUGCCAUUUCAGAACCUCUCGCGCCGGUUCUUGUGUGGCUGAAUGGCGGCCCUACAGUUUCUUCCAUGUUUGGUCUACUGUGGGAAAACGGACCUAUCAGAUUUACUAAAGACGUUGGAGCUGAUGGUAAUAAAACCUCUUACAAAAGAUGGGAGAAAUCCUGGGCAGAAUCGUUUGCUAUGCUAUAUAUAGAUAACCCAGUUGGUACUGGCUACAGUUAUUCAGACAGUGGUCAACGUGGAUGGAAAACUACCAACGAUGGAUACACAGAGGACUUGUUCUCUUUCAUUAGCCAGUUCUACAUAUUAUUUCCUGACUAUUUGAACACCCAGUUAUACAUCGGAGGACAGUCUUACGCUGGGAAAUAUGUCCCAUCUGUGGCUGUUAGGAUACACAAGGAAAUCAAGGCAAACAGAUCAUCGAUACCCCUAGCUGGAAUCUACUUGGGUGGCCCAUUAUUUGAUCCUUUUACCCAGAGUGUAUCACAGGGUCGGUUUUAUUAUUCUCUUGGAGCAAUAUCAUAUGCACAAUAUCUCAGUCACCAGAAAUCUGUCAGACAAUUAUUUGAUAGAAAUGACACACGUCGAGAAAGUAUGAGAACUAUAUUCCAAAAACUUACCAGUGUGAUACCGUACAUUGACAGUAAUUACCAUACGGGAGAGCACAUUGAUUACGAUCUGAUUCAAGAUCUCAUGAACACAAGACACAUUCGACAAAUGGUUCAUGUUGGGGACCAGCUGGAGUUUAAGGUAUCGAACCGAGCUCUUAAAGACAAGUAUGCACCUGACGUACUGAUAAGUACGAAGCCACAGCUGACAGAGAUCAUGGGCAAAUACAAGGUACUCAUUUAUUCCGGGGAUUUUGAUGGGAUCGUUACUGCUGUGAAUACUGAAGAAGCCAUUUUGUCGACACCUUGGUCCCUCCAGUGUGUUUACAAUGAGUCAGACCGACACAUAUGGAAGUAUGAUUCUACAGUUGUAGGUUAUUAUACACAUGUAGGCGGGUUCUGUCGAGUGAUUGUCCGCAAUGCUGGUCACCAGACACCUCACGAUCAACCGGACAUCACACAGAAGAUGAUGUUGGACUUUGUUCGUCACGGUUGUAUUCAGCAAGGUGCCAGUAAGUUGCUGCUUACAUUUUACAUUUACUUACCCUGUCACCUAUUCAUUCACUCACACAUUCACUCAUUCAUUGGCUAA